AUGUUUAACACAAACCAUGAAUCCUUUGUAGGAUCAAUAAAUGAUCCUGAAGACGGACCUGCUGUUGCACAUACCGUUUAUUUGGCUGCAUUGGUAUACCUGAUGUUUUUCGUAUUCUGCGGAUUCCAAGUAUACUUGGCCAGAAGAAAACCUUCGAUCGAGUUGCGUUAA
Saccharomyces eubayanus is the source of this 171-nucleotide messenger RNA. RefSeq lists its product as uncharacterized. The transcript has 2 exons. Bases 1 to 171 code for a protein of 56 amino acids. The record is from RefSeq and is a predicted model, not a curated record. NCBI's taxonomy places the organism in Eukaryota, Fungi, Ascomycota, Saccharomycetes, Saccharomycetales, Saccharomycetaceae.